Candidula unifasciata is the source of this 1561-nucleotide messenger RNA. The record is from the annotation of a GenBank genome assembly. NCBI's taxonomy places the organism in Eukaryota, Metazoa, Mollusca, Gastropoda, Stylommatophora, Geomitridae.
GUACCUGCAAGCGGGCGGAGCUCCAUCAACAGUUGUAGAGUUACUGUCCGUGAACUUUACCUCAAUUGCUGGCAUGGUCAAUGUCAUAGCCAACUGGUUGAUCCAGACAGGUGUUCCACAAACUGAAGUCACAACUCUAGUAGAGAACCACAUGACAGCAAUGGUGCUACAGCAUUUUGAUCCCAAGAAAGCUGAUUCCAUUUUCAAUACUGAUGGCAACGUGCCUGAAUGGUUGCCAGAGAUGAUUCAGCAGCCAACUUGGCGUUCUGUUUUCUACAAACUGGCAGAACAGUACCCUGAUUGCUUGUUCCUCAAUUUUACCAUUAAGAUGAUUUCUGAUGCUGGGUUUCAAGGAGAGAUUACCUCAGUGUCGACAGCCUGCCACCAGAUUGAGGUCUUUACACGUGUUCUCAAGACCUCUGUUGCUACCUUUCUGGAAGGGGGGGAGGAGGCAAUAGAGAAACAUCUUCCAGAAUUCACCAAAAUGGUCUGUCACGGGGAACACACCUACCUCUACAGUCAGCUACUGAUGCACAUGGCAGCCGAGGAAACCAAGGGAGGGGCCAGCAUGAGGAGGUUGUGCCAGGAGCUACAGAAGGCUGCGGUGGCAAAAGGUCUGGAGGUGACCCCAGUAACUACAGCUCUUGCACAUGCCAACGAGUUCCCACGAGCCUGCCAGGCUCUGUCGUCCAUGUUGUCCAGGCAGGCCUUGAACCCAGCGGACAUCACUGUGCUGUACAAGAUGUACUCGGAAGGAGACCCGCCACCUGUUGCACUUAUCAGAAUGCCAGACUUUUUAGAUCUUCUGGUAGAUGCCUUGUACAACCCUGCCAGCAAGAUCAGCCCUGAGCACAAGGCCAAGUACGUCUUUCUGCUGGCUUACUCCGUCAGUGUCGUAGAGUCUUCCCGUAGGGGAAAAGGCCGUAGAUUGAAUAAGGAAGAACUGAAGUCAACAAUCCAAGCAAUAGAGAAAACACACACACUUUUGUCCAACCACAAAGGCUCCUCGGAUCUCAUAGCUGAAGUCUCGACAUUGUUUUCCUGUUUGAAGUUCCCUGUGGUGGGGAUGGGAGUCCUGCACUGGGUAGACAUCACUGUCUCAGAGCCCAAUUUUUUCAAGCUCAACACAGAUCAUACACCUCUCCAUCUGGUUCUAGUGGAUGAGAUAGUGUCCAACCAUCUGUUGUUGCACCAGAGGGCUCUGGAUUUGCUGACUCGACUGUUUGAGAACACUUACGAUGAGCUGGAUGUUCUGGUUCGGCUGGAGCUGAAGAAGAUGCUGCUGGACCGCAUGCUGCAUCUGCUGCACAAAGGCUGCGUGAUGCCGGUUGUCACAUUUAUCACCAGGUGUGUGGAGGAUACGGACAUCUCACUGGUCAGACAUUUUGUCACGGAGUUGUUGGACAUGAUAGCACCACCCUACACAGAAGAGUUUGUGCGCUUGUUACUUCCCCUGAUCGAGAAUAAAGCUGUCACUGACAAACUGAGAACCAGCGAUGGAAAGGAUCCGGUGUCUGAAUUUAUUGAUCACUGUCGGACCAACUUUGUGAACCAGGUCUAA